Drosophila elegans is the source of this 5228-nucleotide messenger RNA. It is a transcript of the gene Syn, whose product is annotated as synapsin. Gene Ontology annotation, biological process: neurotransmitter secretion. The transcript has 12 exons. NCBI's taxonomy places the organism in Eukaryota, Metazoa, Arthropoda, Insecta, Diptera, Drosophilidae. Gene Ontology annotation, molecular function: ATP binding. Bases 216 to 1829 code for a protein of 537 amino acids. Gene Ontology annotation, cellular component: synaptic vesicle membrane; synaptic vesicle. The record is from RefSeq and is a predicted model, not a curated record.
UCUGCGCCCCGCCACCGGAGCCGAAAAGCAGCACCCUGAAUUUCUCGUCGUUCAAAUCAAGCUUCACUUCCAAUGUUAAUUUCCUGAAGAGAAGAUUCAGCUCGGGAGACUUGUCUUCCGAGGUAGACGAUGUCGAUCCGAACAGCCUGCCGCCGGCGGCCCGUCCCAUCCAGGAUCAGCCGACGAAGCCGCCGGUCGCCGGCGGACCGCCGAGCAUGCCGCCACCGCCGGCUCCCGGCCAACCGGCCGGAGCUGCUCCGGAGCUGUCGCUGAGCUUUGGCGCCGGCAAGGGGCCUGCGACCGCGGCCCCCGCACCACCCCGGGGUGUCAGUGCGCCGACCAGUCCGGCCAAGUCGCGUGAAAGCCUGCUGCAGCGGGUGCAGAGCUUGACCGGCGCUGCCCGGGAUCAGGGAGCCUCCAUUUUGGGAGCUGCGGUUCAGAGCGCCACACAACGGGCACCGGCCUUCACCAAGGACAAGUACUUCACGCUGCUGGUUUUGGAUGACCAGAACACGGACUGGUCCAAGUACUUCCGGGGCAGGCGAUUGCACGGAGACUUCGACAUCCGAGUGGAGCAGGCCGAGUUUAGGGACAUUACGGUGGUCUCCAGUGCCGACACUGGACCGGUUGUCACCAUGGCUGCUUAUCGCAGUGGCACUCGGGUGGCGCGUUCCUUUCGGCCGGACUUUGUCCUGAUUCGCCAGCCGCCACGCGACGGAUCCAGCGACUUCCGCUCCACGAUCUUGGGCUUAAAGUACGGCGGAGUGCCCAGCAUCAACUCACUGCACUCGAUCUACCAGUUUCAGGACAAGCCCUGGGUCUUCUCGCAUCUGCUGCAACUGCAACGGCGCCUCGGACGCGAUGGCUUCCCGCUGAUCGAACAGACCUUCUUCCCCAAUCCACGCGAUUUGUUCCAAUUCACGAAGUUCCCCAGCGUGCUGAAGGCUGGACAUUGCCAUGGCGGCGUGGCCACCGCUCGUCUGGAGAACCAGAGCGCCCUGCAAGAUGCCGCCGGAUUGGUGAGCGGUGCCGGUAACGACUCGCAUUGUUACUGUACCAUUGAGCCCUAUAUCGAUGCCAAGUUCAGCGUGCACAUCCAGAAGAUUGGCAACAACUACAAGGCGUUUAUGCGCAAAUCCAUCACCGGCAAUUGGAAGACCAAUCAAGGAUCGGCCAUGCUGGAGCAAAUCACUUUAACCGAGAAGUACAAAAGCUGGGUGGAUGAGAUAUCGGAGCUGUUUGGCGGCAUGGAAGUGUGUGGUCUGUCCGUGGUGGUGGCCAAAGAUGGACGCGAGUACAUCAUCAGCGCCUGCGACAGCACAUUUGCCCUGAUCGGAGACACCCAGGAGGAUGACCGCCGCCAGAUCGCCGAUCUGGUAUCUGGACGCAUGCAGAAUGUGUGCCGUCCUAGCAUGGCGCAAACGGGACCCGGCAAGUUGCCCUCCCGCUCGUCGGUGUCCUCGCGGGCUGAGAGUCCCACGGACGAGGGCAUGGCCCCCACACCGCCGCUCCCGGCCGGACCACGACCAGCGCCCAUGGGCGGACCACCACCCAUUCCGGAGCGCACCUCGCCGGCGGUCGGCUCCAUCGGGCGCCUGAGCAGCCGCAGCAGCAUCUCGGAGCUGCCGGAGGAGCCCUCCUCCUCGGGACCCAGCACGGUGGGCGGGGUGCGCCGCGACUCGCAGUCCUCGCAGGCCUCGACCAUCUCCUCCUCGGUGUCGCGGGUGGGCCAGCGGCCGCCCCAGACCCAGAGCUCCGUGGUGGAGGACGCCGAGGACACCAUGAAGAACCUGAGGAAGACCUUCGCGGGGAUCUUUGGCGAUAUGUAGGAAAUCGCUAACAAGAAGCGCGGCAGAACGGCCAGCGAGACGAGCGGCGGCAGCGGGCCGGGCAGUGUGCCCAGCAGCGCGGGACCGGGGAGCGGGAGCGGGAGCGGCAGCGGCAGCGGAUUCACUGGCUCCUUCCUCGGCAAGCAGUUCUCGUUCGCCGGCAAGGGCGAUGGCGUGGGCGUGAUCUCGACACAGCCCACACAGCGGCCCAACGAAGAGCCACCAGCGGUUCCAUCGGCGGCGGCCAGCUCAGCCGCCCGGCCGGACAGCAGCGUUUCGAUUAGCGGUACAACAAAUACGGAUACGGAUAGAGCGGGCGCCGGCUACCAGCCGGUGACCAACUAUGAGCAGCAGGAACGGGUCAACCCAUUCGACAAGGAGCCGCCCAACAAGUCGGUGCAAGGCAGUGCGGCCAGCAUACACACCUCCUCGUCCUCAUCGAUGUCGACCUCAUCGAUCUCGUCGCGGAUCAAUCGCAAUGGCAACGCCAUCAAGUCGCCGCCCCCGCCGGCGGGUCCGCCGCCGCCACCUCCCACCAAUGUGGCGGCUGUGGGCGGCAGCAAUGCCAACAGCUCCAGCGGCUACAGGAACAGCUUCAGCAGUUCCCUGAGCAAGGACAAGACCAGCUACGGCAACUAUGGCAGCACCACCUCGGUGGAGACCAUCACGCGCAUGGAUACGCUAACCACGAACACAGGAGCCACGGCUACGGAGGCUGGCGAGGCCAGUGGUGUGACGGCCAUCACCAAUAUCAGCAGCAUAAGCAGUGCAGGAGCAGGAGCAGGAGGAGGAGGGAUUGGUCCUGCCAUGGGAACCAUCACCACAUCGGUGACCACCAACGACUGGAGGUCGGCCAUUGGCAUGCGAUCGGCCAGUGUGUACAGCGCACCGGCGGCAGUGACCACUGUCCUGCCCGGAGACACCUCCGGCUACGAUUCCAACUCGAUUGCCUCGCAGGGCGGCGAGGAGCUGAACAAUCCCAGCGAUCUGCCCUCGUACACCCGACCCUCGUAUUCGCGAUCCGAGAGCAAUGCUUCCAAGCACUCGGAUCUGGAUGUCAUUUUCGGAGACACCAAGACCACGCCAGCCUCCUAUGGAAAUGGCAAAUACACCCGGGCUGCAGGCUCCAUUUCAGAUGCUGACAUGAUUUUCGGAGGACCACCUUCCAACUACAAGAGCGAUCGCUUCGGGGCCUCCAAAAGCAUGAGCAUGAGCUCCAGCGGAAUGGGUUCCGGAAACGGAUCGGGAAGCUAUAAGAUCUACGAGGGCAUCCAGAAUGCCGCAUUCAGCGACUUCAGCGACUCGGGCAGUAUGAGCAGCAUUGGGUCGCAUACCAAACGCUGGAGUGCCAGCAAGGAGGACGACGAAGAACUGGACUUGAAGUGAAUCCAAAAGAAAUUCCAAAGCAAAACUAUCACCCUUAUUCAUACAAACACACAAGCAAACUACAGAAAUCUAUCUAUUUUCUGCCUCUGAAGUUUCCUGGUUUCAUGGGAAAAACACUAAGCAUAUACUCACUCACUUAAAACAUAAUCAUUUGGUUACUAUCGUUUCAACUGUCAACUUUCUUGAUCGAAACACUUUCCUUUCAUUUGCCAUAAGACCAUAAGAAAAAAACGGCAAGGAAGCAGCAGAAAUUGCUAUGUAGACACUGUAGAACACUACUAAUACUUAAUUAUAACCACCAAUGCAACAACAAUAAUGCAAAACCCUUUAGAUAUGUGCAAUGAAAUGUCGCCGAUGACUUGACUGGUUUUGCAGCAUGAUAAAACGAAAAGAACGAGGAACCUAUUUAAUUACCAUACAUAAAAACAUUUUGAUGCAUUUUCCAAAGCUAAAAAUUAUAUAUUAAAUAUAUUAUUGAGACAAAUAUUGAAUUAUAUAGCGACAUAUUAAACCAAUUGAGAGUUGACGACAUAAAAAGUAUUCGCAAGCGUAUAUUACAUGUUAACCUGCUAAUAAAUCAAUGGGAAAUUUUUAAAGAAAUCGAAUAUUAAUGAAUUUGUUAUAUACCAACAUGAGACACAUAUGAAAUCCUAAAAACUACAUAAAAUAAAAGACAAUAUGCGCAAAGUAAAACAAACAACCAAACGUUUAAUACUAAUAUAUCGCGAUCUAAUUAUAAUGGAUAAAUCGGUUAACGAACUAUAUGUAUUCGAAAAUUACUAUGAGCAAAUGUUACAAACGAAACACAAAAGUACACAAGAACAGAAGCUACUCACACACAAAGUAAAUGUUUAUUACCACAAAUAUUAUGAUUAUUAUUAUGAUGUAUUAGCAGUUAAUGUUUACAAACAAAACAAGCCGGCAUCCGGGCUUUGAAAGACGUGAAAAGAUUGGAAGUACCAAGCACGACAAGCAAUGUUAAUCUAGGCUGAACCAACUUGACAACAAUAACGAACCAAGCAUAUUCGGAAAUCUAGCGAUCCCAUGCGAUCCACAUAAAUUUACACGGUUUAGUCGGUACACGAAGGUCGAGGCAUGAACAGAUAGAGGCGAUGAUUUUGAGUAAUAUUUAGAUAAUAUACGAAAAUAAAUAUUUAUAAAUGUUGCAAGCGUCAACAACGAAGUCAUAUUAUACAUUCAAGAUAUAAACAAUAGCUUCAAUUGUUUAAGACUAUGAUUUAGCGUCAAAUGUUUGAUACAUGUUUUUUGUUACGCACAUGUUUAAGCAUUAUUUAGAGCAAUAGACAAUUUUACAUAUGUUAUAUAUGAUAUAGUAGUUACGUGUUCGACUUGACAUCAUUUUAAUUGGGUUGUAAACUUUUCUCUUUUAUCAACUAAUUGCAUUAGAAAAUUUUAAACACUGUUAUAUGCAGAGGAAUAUAGCAGGAGAAUACUGGAAACUUGUUAAUUUACCAACUCUCUUCGAUUUUAGUAGAAUCUACAUUUGGGAAUACUACAAAUAUUUUAAUCUAAACAAAUUUACAACUAUACAAGAAUAUCGAAUAACUAUUGUUUUUGGUUAGGGCCAACGCCUGUUUACUCAUUCUAUAUCAUCCUACCAUCUAUAUACAAAUAUAUAUAAAAUAUGUAUGUAAUUAUAAGUGAAUCUUUGGCUACAAGUACUUUUUCGUAAUCGUAAACAUCAUCAUUUUAAUCGAACUGGCACAUAUUCACGGAAUGUUUUAUAAACAUAUAUUUAUAACGACAAAUGUAGAACAGAAAGUACAUAAAUACAGGCAUUGCUCGAGGAAUUCGACGAACAUACAAAUAACAUGGCACUAGACCCACAACUCACUCACCCCAUAAAAAUAUCGUACAUCAAGUGAACAGAAAGUGCUGAAAGCAUAAAUUGAAAUUCAAGCGUAAUACUCAAGCAUAAAGCAUAUAACUUACACGACUUCUUAUCUGUUGCAAAAUAUACCAAAUAAAUACUCGUAUUAUUGUGAAAGUAUA